Staurois parvus is the source of this 384-nucleotide messenger RNA. The record is from the annotation of a GenBank genome assembly. Lineage: Eukaryota; Metazoa; Chordata; Amphibia; Anura; Ranidae.
GCGGCUCCGGGAGCUGCAGCGUGGCGAUCGGCGGUGCUCUGUGUCCCCCGGACACAGCGAAUCACAAAUCAACGGAAAGAGCUGAAGAUAGGGGACAUGUACAGUGAUCAUCAGGGCACACUGAUCAUCAGCGUAGCCCCAGCAGUGCCACCUGCCAGUGCCCAUCAGUGCCACAUCAAUGCCAUAUUUCAGUGCCUACCAGUGCACAUCAAUGCCACAUAUCAUUGCCUACCAGUGCACAUCAAUGCCACAUAUCAGUGCCCAUCUGAGCUGCCUUUCAGUGUCACCCAUCAGUGCCAGUCGGUGCCAGCUAUCAAUGCCGCCUAUCAGUGCUGCCAGUCAGUGCCACCUAACAGUGCCACCUAACAGUGCCAUAUAUGAGUG